AUGGGCAAAUCCAUCCUCCUCAUCAACGGUCCCAACCUCAACCUCCUGGGUACCCGCGAACCCCACAUCUACGGCUCAACCACCCUCCCCGAUGUCGAGAAGAGCGCCAAGGCCCAAGCCACCAGCCUAGGCGCAACUCUCGAGACUUUCCAGAGCAACCACGAAGGCGCGAUCGUUGACCGUAUCCAGGAAGCUCGUGGCAAGGUUGAUGGUAUCAUUAUCAACCCGGGCGCGUACACGCACACUUCCGUGGCUAUCCGGGAUGCGUUGCUUGGUGUUGAAAUUCCAUUCAUCGAGCUCCAUGUGAGCAAUGUGCACGCGCGUGAGCCGUUCAGACAUCACUCCUACUUCAGUGACAAGGCCUCCGCUAUAAUUGUUGGUAUGGGUGUUUACGGAUAUAAGGUUGCUGUUGACCACGUUGUGGUUAACUUCAAGGAGUUGGAGAAGAAGGCUCUGUAA
This is a messenger RNA of Penicillium odoratum, 459 nucleotides long. Its product is annotated as type II 3-dehydroquinate dehydratase. Lineage: Eukaryota; Fungi; Ascomycota; Eurotiomycetes; Eurotiales; Aspergillaceae. Gene Ontology annotation, molecular function: 3-dehydroquinate dehydratase activity. Gene Ontology annotation, biological process: quinate catabolic process. The transcript has a single exon. Bases 1 to 459 code for a protein of 152 amino acids. The record is from RefSeq and is a predicted model, not a curated record.